AUGCCUUCAGAAGAGGCCAAAAGUCUGACACGGAUACUAAACACUCUAGGCCUUUCGACGACCCAAUUGGCUAUAGAACGCGACAAAACACCACCGAUUGACCCAGCUUUGUCCCUAGAGCCGCAAACAUCAGCAGUCUGCGUCCCAUCUAACAAUACCAUACUACCUCCAGAUCAACUUCCCCUAGGCUUUUCACUACCUUUCGACCCGUCUUCCUUCAACUUAGGCAAUGACGCGACCGUCGGGCUCGCACCACCGGUUCAAGACGGUUUGUUGAACUUAACAACGAGAGCGAUUGCAGACUGGGAAUGGAGCCCUUCUGAAAAUGCCGAUAACAUCAUCACAAAUGGUGGUGGCAUCGCCAGCGUCCAGACCACCAGCCAUCCUCUGUUGAGCACGUACUCCGGAGAGGCUGCUUUGAGCGACAAUGAAGAGGACGAUGCCGGCUCAGGCACAACGGAAGAGGACCUAGUCAACCAGUUAUCUGAUAGACUAGGGUCUCUCCAAAUUGGUCCCAAUGGUCAUAUCUCCUAUUUCGGACCAACAUCUAACUUUAGCUUGAUGGAACUACCUGUGGGAGCCGAUACUUUGGCUGUGGAUCGAACCGUGCGCAACGAUGGCCAAGAACACCUCGACAACAUGGGCUACGGCAAACAGGUACCGCAAGAUCUCGAAGAUCAUCUGAUCAACCUUUACUUCACAUGGCAGGACCCCUUUCAGCAUGUAGUCGACAGGACUCUUUACGACGAAGCGAAGCAUAGUUGGCACGAGCGAGAGGAAGACACACCAUAUUAUUCCGAGGCACUUAGAAAUGCAAUGUGUUCGUUAGGGGCUACCUUCGAAACACGAUAUCACCCGAGCUUUAUAACCUUCCCAAAGUCUCUUCCGGAUUUCUUCGCCGCAAGAGCCAAGACUCUUUUAGAGAUCGAACUAGACUCGCCUUCCGUCUCUACGGUACAAGCAAUGAUUGUUCUUAGUAGCCAUGAGAUAGGCGCGAAUAGGGACUCUCGCGCAAUGGCGAUUCGGCUCGCGUUUGAUUUGGCAUUACACAAGGAUAUGACACCGUACGUAGACAAGGGUGUUCUUAAACCCGCUGAAGCAGAGCUUCGUCGCGCUGUAUUCUGGAGCGCAUACACAAUGGAUCAGACGCUCGGAUUUUACAGAGGUCGGCCUUUUCGUAUCAGCAUGGAUGAUAUCACAGUUGGGAAACCAACAGAAGACUCAUCAGAUGGGCGGAUCGAGCAAUGGCUUCCUUACGUUUCGCGCCUUAGCAACGGCAACGCCCCAGUACCCAUCCAGGAUUACACUGAGGUCAUCAGUCUAUACCGCAUAGAGUUGUGCGAAAUCAUGGCGCCUCUUGGUCACACGCUAUACGGCAACUCUCGGAUUCCGCGGGAUAUAUUACAGGCCAACAACGAGAAGAUUGUCUCGAUAUUAUUUGCUUGGAAGCAGAACCUGCCACGUACGAUACAAGUCGAUCUAGAAGACUCAGAGGGACCAUUCCUUCCUCAUGUUCUUCUGUUGCAGCCGUGGAUGUCGUCGAGCUACAUUCAACCACAGCCACCUCAAGGUCCCGGCUACAUGCACGCGCAACAAAUGUGCAUUGAGUCAGCAGCCGCAGUGGCAAAGCUGAUCCUCAUUUACGAACGCCAAUACUCCCUCAAGCGAGUUCAUAUCCAAGGCGUGGCCAUCAUCUUCUCUGCAGCCAUCAUACUCAUCUUCGCAUCUAUAUCCCGCCGCAGACGGAAGAGGACCACGGAGACGGCGACACACUUGAGCGUAUGCUUCCGGGCUCUGGAGGAGCUUUCAGGCACUUGGGAGUGCGCCAAGCGGUCUCGGGAUUUUCUUCUCAUGCUGCAACUCUUCGACCCGGCUCGUUUUGACGGUCUUCCGGCCAUUGGCUCGGCUCAGAGUUACAAGACCAGCUGGACCAAAUACAUCCAGCAUGUUGGAGACUGGAGACCACUCACCCGAGAGGAUAGGAUCAGUCAAUACCCCCCAGGCAUAAUCCCAAGUUGCCCGUUCUGUGAUUUGGUCUUCUCCAUUGGCUUCAACCUGAACCGCUAUCCGAUGGCCGAGAAGGAGAAGAUCAUGUUAGCGAUCCCCGCCAAUCUGCUCUACAACUUUGCUGAGAAGGCGAAGCUUGGAGAUGGCGGGGAACGUCCAGACUUCAACUCCGUACUCCUUCUCGUCAUGAAUCCCUCACACUACAAGACAGCAUCCGCUCAGUACUUUGGCAAUACCAGUGCUGGUGGCGGCUUGACAGCGUGGAUCCGUUUCGCCCAUCGAGAGGCGCCAGGAAGUCUGGUCUCUCUUGCAUCCACUGCUAUCUUGGAGCCCACUCGACCUCUUCUGGACCUUCCGAUGCAAGCUAGAGUCUUGCGCGAGGAGAGAAUCGACUACGGCCUCGUUCGAUCGUGGAUACACCUAUGCGAGAAUCAUCACGAUGCAUGUCGUACCAGCCCAGACUGGCAGACUCUCCCUCACUUCAAGCUCAUAGACUGCGAGACCCGUCAAAUCAUCAACACAGACCCAGCCACUAGGUAUUGCUACGUAGCGUUGAGCUACGUUUGGGGAGUCGCGCCUCUAGACAGGUACACAUACCCCUGUCUGCCGGACGACCUUCCGCCGGUCAUUCAAGACGCCAUGAGGGCCACCAUCAAACUCGGCUUCCGCUACAUCUGGAUUGAUAGAUAUUGCAUCUGGCAAGACGACGCAACUCACAAGAUGAGUCAGGUGGAGAGUAUGGACCAGAUCUACGGCGACGCAGAACUCAGCAUCAUCGCCAUCGGCGCCAAAGACCCGAGCUACGGGCUGCCGGGCUUGUCUCUCGGCCGAACGCAACAUGUUCCAAUCACCAAAACAAUCGGCGAGCAAGGAAUCGUCACAAAUUUCAGCCACCAGUGGCAACUAGACCAGAUCUCCCGAUCAAAGUGGUCCACGCGGGGGUGGACGUUCCAAGAGACGUGUCUGUCGAGGAGAAGACUCUACUUUUCCAACUAUGAGGUCUCAUUUGAGUGUCACGAUAUGAUGUGCUUUGAACACCUCACGCGUCCUCUUGCUUUGCAGGGGAAUCUGGAGCACCACGAGAGGCCCGAGUGGACUCUCCUCAACACCCCAGACGGUGUCUGGGCUAUACUUCAAAAGUACUGCGAUCGCCAGCUGACAUACUCAAGCGACAGACUCGCUGCAGUAUCUGGAGUGUUGAAGAAAUGGUCACGAGUCAAUCCAGGAUGCUUUUCGUACUGGGGCAUCCCGAUAGUCGCCUCCGGCUGGCUGGUAGUAGACGCCACUGCUUCAAGACGCGCCUUUCUCGCUGGACUCCAAUGGGAGAUUCGGCCUGAAGGAAAGAACUAUGCCAGGUUGGCAGAUUUUCCCAGCUGGUCGUGGGUAUCCCAGAAUGGGAAGACGUUGUUUGGUCACCAAGGCCACUUCCAUCUGAGGCCUCCCAAGUUAGUGGAACUUACAGAAAACUUUGACUCAGAGGUUUGGGUGGAAACGCCUCAGGGCAACAUGGUUGGAUGGGCCGACUUCUUUGAGACUGGUGGUCUUGAUUCGUCAAUCAUGCAAUGUACCAGGUAUCUUCACAUCGAAUGCUGGUCAUUUCAGACCGGGCCCCUCUGCUAUCGGAAGAUCAAACGGCGUUCAGGCACCUCGCACGACGACAUGUUCUAUCUCCCAACAACACGCAAACCCUCUGAUGGAAAAGGAGAGUUUGUUAUCAAGUUCACCCCAGACUUCGGAUACGAAGAUACCUUCCUCGACCGAAAACUUACGGCAAUAUGCUUCUCGCCUCUGGAGCACGCAACGUGCGCUAUAGUUCUUGAGUCUGUCCCUGGCCUCACGAAAAUCAAGUUGCUUGUUGAGAAGGCGGAAGGCAGCAGUUGUUUCCUUGCUGCUCAGCAGUACGUGUACGUCGGCCAUGUCAUUGUGCCACUUCCGGACCCUUUGCCUGGCUGGUUCACCGUUUGGUCCGUAGAGAACAUGCCCGUCAAUGGCUACUAA
Colletotrichum paranaense is the source of this 4005-nucleotide messenger RNA. RefSeq lists its product as uncharacterized. NCBI's taxonomy places the organism in Eukaryota, Fungi, Ascomycota, Sordariomycetes, Glomerellales, Glomerellaceae. The record is from RefSeq and is a predicted model, not a curated record. Gene Ontology annotation, biological process: DNA-templated transcription. Gene Ontology annotation, molecular function: DNA binding; zinc ion binding. Bases 1 to 4005 code for a protein of 1334 amino acids. The transcript has 8 exons.